Penicillium brevicompactum is the source of this 2088-nucleotide messenger RNA. Its product is annotated as TTC39/IML2 family protein. The transcript is spliced from 5 exons. NCBI's taxonomy places the organism in Eukaryota, Fungi, Ascomycota, Eurotiomycetes, Eurotiales, Aspergillaceae. The record is from RefSeq and is a predicted model, not a curated record. Gene Ontology annotation, cellular component: nucleus; mitochondrial outer membrane; cytosol. The coding region runs from base 1 to 2088 and encodes 695 amino acids.
AUGUUGCGAGUCGGCUCCUGGCUGUAUGGGAAGAAGUCGGCGCAGUCUGUGGACUCGUCGGCCGAACUGAAAGAUUCGGCGACACUGAUUCUAAACGACGAUGUUGAUGGGGCUGAAAAUGGCCUCUCCACGGGGUCCUCGUCGUUUCACAAUGUGGGCAAAGGUGUGGUUGCAUUUGUUCGAGCGACAUUGGGCUUCGAACAGGAGAUCAUGCGACAAGCAUCCGAGCGCCUCUACGAAGCAGAAACCAGCGCAGCCAGUGAUCAAACCAGAGCACAGCAGAAUGCCCAUGAUCCAAAUGCUUUCCACUCAGAUAUCUACACCGCUGGCUCUGAGUAUGCAUUAUGCCAAGCAAUUGCUCAGUUGAUGAGUGCAGUGGUGGGAGUGUUGAACGAAAGCUUGACAGAAAGCAUCAAAGCAUUUUACAGGCUGAGAAAAGCCUACAUCACGCUGGACGCCAUUUUAAAAAUGGAAGAGAAAUUCAUGGAGUCGAAUGACCCGAACAAGGUUCUUUUGCCCACCGCCAGCGACCUUGCCAGCUCGACGGCUGAAUGCCCGGACACGAACUCGGAAGCUUCCAGCUUGUCGUCGAAAAAGAAGAAAACAACGACCGUUGAGCAAACGGAGCUCAAUGCAUCAAUGAACGACCUGUCUGUGUCCCCAGGCGCGAUGUCUCCUCCUGCUUCAGCCUCAGCAGGUGCAUCUACCCCCAAACACAUUCAUCACGAUCCCGACUCUGACAUUUUCAAAAACGAGAUCGAUAUCUUCGUGCAUUCCGGGGCGAACUUUUGCUUUGGUAUCUUGCUUCUGUUGAUUUCCAUGGUUCCCCCGGCGUUCAGCAAGCUUCUCUCAAUCAUCGGCUUCCAUGGCGACAAGCAGCGAGGAUUGAGGAUGCUCUGGCAAGCCAGCAAGUUCCAUAACCUGAUUGGCGCAAUGGCCGCCUUGGCCUUACUGGGAUACUACAACGGUUUUGUUCGUUACUGCGAUAUCAUGCCAGACCCUACACUUGGCGAUGGAGAUGUCGAGGGAUAUCCACAGGAGCAGCUGGCUGCUUUGCUGGCGGAAAUGAGAUCUAGAUUCCCCAACAGUCGAUUGUGGCUGUUAGAGGAAUCCCGAAUGAUGGGCGCAAACAAGAAUCUGGAUGGAGCGUUGGAAUUGGUGUCUUCGGGCAACAAGAGUCCUCUCAAACAAGUCGAAGCCCUUUGCAUAUUCGAAAAGAGUUUGAAUGCACUCUUCCUGCACAGAUACGAUGUCUGUGCACAAGCCUUCAUCGAGUGCGUUGAUCUCAACUCUUGGUCCCGCUCGCUGUACUACUACAUUGCCGGAUCCUGCCAUGUCGUUCUUUAUCGUCAAUCUCUCAAUGACCCCAAACGCGCCGAAGCGCAUGCCGCCAAAGCUACCAUGUACAUCCGCAAAGCACCCGGAUUUGCAGGCACUAAGAAGUUCAUGGCCCGCCAACUCCCAUUCGACACGUUCGUCACCCGGAAAAUUGCCAAAUGGGAGGCCCGCGCCAAAGCAUGGGACGUUCCUCUCGUGGACGCAAUCGGCAUCGACCCAAUCGAAGAAAUGAUCUUCUUCUGGAACGGCUACAGCCGUAUGACCGAUCAACAGCUCGAAGAAUCACUGACUCGACUUGAAUGGUGCGAAAGCGAAGCCAACAAAACCUGGUCUCGCGAAGGGCCCGAAGAAAAAGCCAUUUUGGAAUUACUUCGCGCUGCGGUGCUUCGGUCGCUGAACCGGUUCGGCGAGGCGAAGGAGACCUUGGCGGCCAACGUCCUCAAUAACGAAAAGGCAACGUUCAAGGGUCAACUGAAGGAUAAUUGGGUUCUCCCCGCUGCAUACUUCGAGAUGGCGGCGAACUACUGGAUGGAGAGGCCCACAUACCAAAAACUACACGGGGGCUCUGAAAAGACACCUGCUGGAUCGGAGAAUACGGAGAGUGAGAGGAAGCAGGUUCGCGAGUGCAGAGAAUGCCUGGAGCACGCUGCUAGCUGGGAGAGCUACGAGCUGGACGCCCGUAUUGGGCUCAAGGUCACUGCAGCGUUGGAGGCUGUCAACAAAUGGGAGAGUGCGCAUCCCGCAGCCUAG